Eurytemora carolleeae is the source of this 1799-nucleotide messenger RNA. RefSeq lists its product as uncharacterized. The transcript is spliced from 7 exons. The coding region runs from base 33 to 1718 and encodes 561 amino acids. The record is from RefSeq and is a predicted model, not a curated record. Lineage: Eukaryota; Metazoa; Arthropoda; Copepoda; Calanoida; Temoridae. Gene Ontology annotation, molecular function: nucleic acid binding.
CAUGGAAUUCCUUAUUUCAGAUGUAGAAUAAGAUGAACUUUGAGGGGCAGAAUAUAAGUUUAAAGGACGCUUUGUUUGUGGAUAAUAUAACGGGGGAUAUUGAAAACUUCAGAGUACGUUCUAGUAGUAUAGCCCGAGUUCUUGUGUUUCCACCAGUUAAUAACUAUCAUAGAUUUCUCAUUCAUAAGGUGGUAGAGACAGGGUUUCCUCAGUUCACAACCUUCUCCGUCGGAGAAGGUUUGGAUCGGAGAACAGUCGUGUGCUUCCAGCAACAUCUUAUAGAUUAUACUCUUAAACAGGCUCAAGAGUUCGUUCCUGUUUCUCGAGAAUAUCAAAAUGAUAUCAUAGAACUAAAACAAACUCCAGCAGAUUCAAAUACUAUAGAAACGCAGAAAAAUAAUCUUGAUCCAUUUACUGAACUAAAUGCAAAUGUUAAACCCCCUGACGAUGAAUCCACUGAUAAUAGCCAGCUUGUAUCUGAAAACGAACCCGUUGUGAAGUUAUUACAAGAAAAAAAUAAAGUUUCUGAAGUGGAAUCUGAUCUUACUCUAAACUCUGAAAAAAAUCUUUUUUCAUCUACUGCAAUUACUUCUGAACCCGAACCUGAAAUCGCGCUUAAACCUGAAAUUGCUCCUAAACUUGAAAAUUCUCUUGAACCUGAAGCUGCCCUUAAACCUGAAACUGAUGCUCCUAAACCUGAAACUGAUCUUGAACCUGAACUUAAAGUAUUUAAUAAGGAUACCAGUGGUAUGCCGAUAAAGGCUGGUAACGAACUUGACCCAGAAGAUACGAAGAAACCAAUUCCUAAAGAACCAGAAGAAGGACAAAGUCAGUCAGAUGUAACAAAUUCAACGGAGAUGAAUAAUGGCAGUCCGAAGGAAGAUAAAGGAGAAAGUUUAAGUGAAAAGAAAGGUUGUAGAUCUAAACGUCCUGCCAUAGCUGUGUAUGUACCUCCUAGAGCUAGAAACUAUACCAGCUCUCCAGGUUCUGCCGUCCUCUCAGUCAUUAAAUCUUCUCCGACCCAUCCUGCUGUACCCGUCCUUGCUCAAAUUCCUUCUGUUAAAGAUUAUAAAGGAAAUACUGACGUUCUUGAUGUUACGGAACAGGUUGUUUCAGAAAUUACAGUUGCUGUAGGAGGAGUUCAAAUUGAGGGUCCUGAGGUGGACUAUUUAACCUUUCAAACUAGUGACUCAACCAUCAAUAUCGAUCAGUUUGGACACGUAAUAGAGCUUUAUGAUUUCCCUUCAGAGUACAAAACUACGGAUUUGGUUAAUGCGUUCGAGGCUUUCACAUCAAGAUGGGACAUAAAAUGGGUUGAUGAUACACAUGCUCUGGGUGUGUUCAGUAGCUCUGAGGUCGCCGCUGAAGCUUUAUCCGUUCGACAUCCUACUAUUCUAACCCGACCCCUGAAUAUGGCGACUCCGCAAUCCAAGAGUAAAGCACGGAGUGUUCUGGAGGAAUUGCUCCCAUACAAACCACGUCCUGUCUCCUGCACUGCCACUGCACGUAGACUUCUUCAAGGAGCUUUAGGGAGUGCAAUGAGAGUUCCAGAUGCGAGUAAACUUGAAAACGAGAGAUUAUUGGAGGCUAGGCGGAGGAAAGAUGAAGUUCGGAGGCGGGUCGGAGAUGCUCCGGAUGAAAGAAAGAAACGACGAGAUGUUGAAAUAAAACCAUAUGUUGAGAAGAAACAUAGAUAUGCUGAACAUGAUGAUAGGUGACACUAUGGAAUAGUGUCAUAGCAUGGUUUUUGGUCUUGUUUUUAUAUCUAUGUAUAGACUGUAUUAAAUGAAUUUAUUGAU